Messenger RNA from Sphaerodactylus townsendi, 2376 nucleotides. It is a transcript of the gene MYO15B, whose product is annotated as myosin XVB. The transcript has 17 exons. The record is from RefSeq and is a predicted model, not a curated record. NCBI's taxonomy places the organism in Eukaryota, Metazoa, Chordata, Lepidosauria, Squamata, Sphaerodactylidae. The coding region runs from base 1 to 2376 and encodes 791 amino acids.
AUGUUUACAGGCAAGACUUGGCAGGAUUUACCAGGCUGUGACUUUGUGCUGGAUUUCAUUGGAAAAAUGGAGGAAGGCAGCUGGCCCUCUGGCUCCUCCCCUAACUAUCCCAUAACACCAGAGGGGGAUGAAUGCUACUCUUGGCAGCCCUCUCAAGAUACGAUGCUAGUGAACAUCCCUCCUGCACCAAGCAUUCAGGCACCAUCACUGCCUCAAAAUUUUGACAAAGAUUGUGAUGUCUACCCAGAAUCAGGCACCAGAGAUAGUCAGAAGUCCUCCAGAGGGACAGAUGAUUACACUAAUGGUCUUUUCAUGCCCAUUCCGCAACAGGGAUCCAGAGCUCGUAUAUUAAGUAUGGAGAAUGAGAGGAGUCUCACCGGACGCAUGAAAGGAGGUGGAAAAAUUGGACCCACUCAUCAAGGAAUCUUUCCCACUGCAGGAUAUUCAGGAAUGAUGCAUAUGCCCACUUACCAGCCUGUGGCAGCUAUGGGAGGAAUGAUGCCUGCAACCAUACCAACGGUGCCAGCACUAGGCGGAAUGGGAACAAUGCCAGCUAUGAUUAUGCCUCAGCCCAUGAUGCCAUCAGUGGAUCCCAACCAGUUAGCAGCAGCACAGCAACAAGCCUUUAUCAACCAGCAGGCCUUGCUCAUGGCUCAACAGAUGACUCUUCAAGCAGUGACAAUUUCUCAGCAGCAACAAGAGCAGCAACACCAGCAAAAAGGGAGGUCUCCUGAGUUUCCAACACUAAGGCAUGCAUCUCCACGGAGGAGAUCUCCUGAAUCUCCCAGGCGAGGAUCAUCAUGGAGGAGGUCUCCCGAGUAUCACAGGCGAGCUUCACCGAGGAGGUCUCCUGAAUCUCCAAGGCGAGCAUCAAGGAAGAGGUCUCCUGAAUCUCCAAGGCGAGCAUCAUCACGGAAGAGGUCUCCUGAAUCUCCAAGGCGAGCAUCAUCACAGAGGAGGUCUCCUGAAUCUCUUAGACCACUGCGAGCAUCACUUCAAGAGAAGCCGCCUGAACGUUCAAGUCCAAAAAAGGCUUCUCCUCUAUCUAAACCAGCUCUGGAUCCUAAACACAGCAACAAAGAUGUACCAGAAUCUCUGCCUCAGCUACCAGCAUCGAUCCACAUCUCCCAGGAAAAUCAUACAGAAGACAGAAGACAUGAUUCUGUCUCUCGUGCAACUUUCCAGAAGAAAAUUGAGUACUUCCAGAGAAUGGGGCAGAAUAAAAGCCCAAUGAAGAUAGAACCUCCAAGGAAGAUGAACUUUGAGGAACAUCUGGGAUCUCCUGAACCAAAUUCAGGCCCUUCUCAGGAAGACAGUGACCAAGUCGUGAAAGUAAACAAGGCCCUUCCCCCUAGAGUGAAGCAUUUGGAACUAACACCAAAACCUGAACCCAGCAAGGAGAUACGGGAAAUCAUUAAAACACACCAAAGCCGACCAGUCCCACCACCAAAACCUAUCGUGCCUAUAGGGAAUGUCUCUUUCUUGAAGAAGAAUGACCCCAAAGAGGAAGCUCUAACAAAGCUAGGGAUUGUGGGAUCAAGUCCUUCACUGCCUCCCUCUUCAUCUCCUCCUCCUCCACCACCACCACCACCACGCCCGCAACAACAAGCUGUCAAGCUAUCCAACACCAUCAAAGAGAAGCAGCAGCCCCUUAUGAAUCUUUUUGCUCGGGGCCCCUCCUCUCCUCCUACCUCAGGAGUCCCUCUCCCUCACCUUGGCCCUGGGUCACCCCCACCAGCAUAUUCUCCUCCUUCAGACAAUGCACCUAGCUUGAAACGCUCAGAUUUGACUGAAAUGGAAGAAAGUGCCAGCUGCAAAACCAAGCUCAUCAAUCUUUCAGCCAGUGUCUGCUUCUCCUAUGCCAACCCUACUUGGAAACUGUUCCUGCGUAAAGAAGUUUUUUACCCCAAGGAAAACUUCAGUCACCCUUACUGCCUAAAUCUGCUAUGUAAUCAGAUCAUCAGAGAUACUCACUCAGAGUCAUGCAUUCGGAUCUCCAAAGAAGAGAAGCGCAAGAUGAAAUGUCUGUUAACGGAGUUCCAGGCGGGCAGGGAUGCCAGAUCCAUUCCAGAAGAUGGGAUGAAGAAGAGGAUUGUGGUAGCUGCUCGUGAUAACUGGGCCAACUAUUUCUCUCGUCUUUUCCCGGUGAAUACAGAUCUGCAUCUCGAAUGCAUAAAAAAACGAGCAGGUGAAGAUGAGCCGGUGAAGGACAUGCUUUUCGGACUGGCCGGUUGUUUAAAGAGCCGGGUAAUUUUCCACCAGCCACGACCAUUUAAGAAAAAUCAAUGGGGACACCGGAAGAUGAAUGGGCAGCUGGAAGCGCAGCGGGACGAGGGGCUCGGCUGUCGCUCGGCGGCGACCGCUGGGGAAUAUUAA